Messenger RNA from Ziziphus jujuba (common jujube), 1881 nucleotides. RefSeq lists its product as uncharacterized. The record is from RefSeq and is a predicted model, not a curated record. The transcript has a single exon. Lineage: Eukaryota; Viridiplantae; Streptophyta; Magnoliopsida; Rosales; Rhamnaceae. The coding region runs from base 1 to 1881 and encodes 626 amino acids.
AUGGAGUUAACAAUCGCCAAGAAGGUAGAGAAGUUGUGGGAUAAAUGGGAUAUCCCAGCCUGCGUUCUCUUAAGCCUCUUGAUGCAAGUUUUCUUAGUAAUUUUUGCAUCCUUGAGAAAACGGAGUAGAAAUCCAUUUCUUGUCAUUCUCAUCUGGUCGGCUUACUUGAUUGCCAAUUGGAUCGCUGCAGUUACCAUAGGACUCAUCACCAAAGUUCAGGCUCAGAAUGGCCGCCAUGGGAAUUACCAAGACCUUUAUGCUUUCUGGGCUUCCUUUCUCUUGUUGCAUCUUGGUGGCCCUGAUACCAUUACAUCUUUUGCUCUGGAGGACAACGAACUUUGGCUGAGGCAUUUGUUCGGGCUCAUUUUGCAGGUUAAUGGUGCUGCUUACUGCUCUUUCCUAGCACUUCCCUACAACAAUCUGUGGCUUCCAACCAUUUUGGUGUUCGUUGUUGGAAGUGUUAAAUAUGCAGAGAGGACAAUGUCUCUGUAUCUUGCCAGCAUGAACCAUUUUGGAGCAACUGUUGGAGAACCAAAUGCUGAAGAUGAAGGUACCAAGUUUGAUUUCAAUUCAGAAUCAAACACAUCAAAUCACAUGAAGUUGCUGAUGGUUUCUUAUUCCCUUCUCAAAAGCUUCAAAGGGAUUGUUGGGGGGUUCGUUCUGAGCUCCAAAGCGGCCGAGUCGAGCAGAAAGUUGUUUCUCCAGAUAAACAAACCAAAUGUGUGUUUUAAAUUGAUCGAGUACGAGCUUAGUCUCAUGUACGAGGUUCUUCACACCAAAGUUACUGUGGUACGUAGUAGAAUUGGAUUUAUGUUUCGUUUGAGUAGCUUUUUCUUAAUCAUUGGAGCCUUUUUAUUGUUCUGCUUUGUAGUAGUUAAGGACAAUAAUAAGGAUCAUGAGUUCAGUGGAUUUGAAUUGUCACUUACUUAUGCCUUGCUUAUUGGAGCCAUAGGACUUGAUACCAUAUCUGGAAUUAAACUCCUAUUUUCUGAUUGGAUCAUAGUUUCCAAUAAUGGAUUAAUCAAGAGGUGGAGAAAAUAUAUUCCAGAAUUUGUUUUGAAAAGAAGUAGGUGGUGUGGGUCGGUUUCCCAGUAUAACAUUAUAGAUUAUUGCUUAGAUGAGCGUUUGAUAUGGAAAUGCAAGUUUCCCGACUGCUUUAGAGUCAUGAUAGACGGUGUCAAAUUCAUGUUGUUCCCGUCGUCGUCGUCGGUGGAUGACAUGGAACAACUCAAGUGCUUCAUCUUUGAAGAAUUGACUAAUAAACCGAGGAAUGAUUGGGGUUUAGAUGAAAUAAUGUCAAGCGACAGUGAUGAAAUUAAUUUUGCUCAAAUGGUUCUUCAAUCUCAUUUAACCACUGAAAUUUGUUAUCAUCACCAGACAGUGACAGAAUUAAUGUCCUAUACAAAUGAAAGAAGAAGAGAAAGAAGAAUGAGCAAGCUGAUUUCGGAUUACAUUUUUUAUCUUCUGAUCAUGAAGCCUGAAAUGAUGGGUUCAUCAGUUAGGGGGGCAAAUUGGAAAAAAGUCUUCCAGGAUACAUUUGCAGAGGCCAAGUCACAGUUGAUGCAACACAAAAUAUAUGAUCACGUAGAAGCCUGCAAUCAUUUUAUGAAAUAUGCGGAAGUGAAAGACAAGUCGACGAGCAGGCGUGGAGAUGGAAUGAAUGCUAGUAGCAAAUCGUUGCUGCCGGAUGCAUGUAAAGAUGCACUUAGACGAACAAAUUGGGGUGAACUGUGUCAAUAUUGGCUUUGCUUAUUGUUAUUAGGAGCCAUUAAAUGCAGACCAAUGUUGCAUGCACAGCAGCCAAGUAGGGGUGGUGAACUUUUGACUUUCACUCUGUUUCUCAUCCAGCAUUUAGGCUUGCUCCCUGGGGAUAAGAGCUAG